Messenger RNA from Psilocybe cubensis, 669 nucleotides. RefSeq lists its product as uncharacterized. Bases 1 to 669 code for a protein of 222 amino acids. The transcript is spliced from 6 exons. The record is from RefSeq and is a predicted model, not a curated record. Gene Ontology annotation, cellular component: membrane; cytoplasm. NCBI's taxonomy places the organism in Eukaryota, Fungi, Basidiomycota, Agaricomycetes, Agaricales, Agrocybaceae.
AUGAGUACUAUAGCCAAAUCUAAAGGCACUCACCCUCUCCUGGCCAAGUACCUUACCGAACUUGCUCUCCAUCCUCUUCGGACGAAGUCUAUUACCACAGGUACAUUAUGUUUCUUGCAGGAGGUACUCGGAAGCAACCUUGCUGGCACCCCCGCCAAAGUUUCAAAAGACUCGUCGCCUCUGGUGCGGAUUCUGGCCAAGGCACAUGUCGACGCCAAAGCCGUCAAGAUGGCUAUCUACGGUUUCUUGGUCUCUGCACCGCUAAGUCACCUCCUUAUUGGGUUGCUCCAGAGAGCAUUUGCAGGAAAAACCUCUGCGAAGGCUAAGAUUGCUCAAAUCCUUGCCAGCAAUCUUCUCAUAUCCCCGAUACAAACAUCUGCGUUCCUCGGGUCUAUGGCCUUGAUCAAUGGUGCCACCUCACUAGACGAAGUUGUCAAGACUGUGAAAGCCGGGUUCUUCUCCGUGAUCAGGAUAUCCUGGGUAGUCUCUCCAUUGUCCAUGACGAUUGCUCAGAAGUUUGUGCCCAUUGAUUUAUGGGUGCCAUUUUUCAAUGCCAUUCAAUUCGUGCUUGGAACUUAUUUUAAUGUUCGAGUUAAACAACUCAAGCUGGCAGCUGCCAGGAAAGAGAGGUUGGAUCGCGAGGCAAAGGAGAAAGACCGGAAGGAAUAG